CGGCUUUGUUUUUCCGGGAUCGUUCCGGCAGUUGCGGCUCGGUCCCGAUCCGCCUCAUCGCGGCUUCUACGCCGGAGUCCACCGGCCUGGACGUUCGCAUCUGAAUCGGACAAAGUUGUGCGACAUUCAUUCAACGCGUCGCGCCCGAUGAUUGAUGAGCGCUAGUUAGCGGCAGCGACUGAGCCAACUGGCUGGCUCUGCGGGCGGAAGCGGACGUUGCCAGCAAGCCAGCGUGGACGCACGGCGGCUUACGACAAACCGCAGCUGGGAUGCGGCGAGGGAUCCCGGUUCGAGUGGGCGCCUUCUCUCAGCUCAGCGUUCAUUCUCCCGCGACUUCGGAUUUCGCGUGGCCCGACGUUCACGACGACGUCCGCCGGACGGCCGGUAAGACUUCACGUUUGGACCGCACGGAAGUUGCAUGGGAAGGCACCAAGAUGUCAAGCGUGAACUCACGUCGGGAGGCGAGUGAAGGGCGGACGACGUCGCUCGGAAGAAUUUCCAGGACGUCGACGUCCGGAUGGAUGCCAUCGACGGGGGCCCGAGAGGCAGCCGUCGCCGUGGCAGCGGCGGCGCCCAAUCAGAGGAGUGCGUCGUGUUGCUGCUGCUGGCCUUGCCGGGCCGUCAAGGGCGCCGCCAUCGCCGGGACCGUUCAGAUCCUGGUGGGCGUGGCCAACGCGGGUUUGGGGGCGGGCAGGACGCGGACCCGUCCCGGAGAUUUCGCCAGUCUGGGAGCCGCUUACUGGAUCGGGGCAGCGUUUGUCACAGCGGGAGUUUUGUCCGUUUUUUCGGGCCUGUGUCCAUCCUGCUGCUUUAAAAGCUUGACGAUGACGGCGAACAUAUUGUGCGCCGUCCUGUCCGUCGUGGCCGUGGUUCUGUACGCCUUGGACCUGGGGGGCCUGUCCGUGGAUUUGUUUUGCGCCGACGGCGGCGGGUGGCGCGACAACGGGUGCCGAGAUGCGGCCUCGUACGCCGUCAGGCUCACGCGAGCGACGGACGUCACGCUGCUGGUUUUGGCCGUUUUGGUGCUUUGCGUCAGCGUCCUCGCCGCCAUCGCAGUCGCCGGCGCCGCGCAGCGUGAUGAGGAGGUUGAAGAAUUCCACCCGGGGAAGAAGGUCCUCCUCCUGGACCUGCACCUGGGCCUGGACCAGGACCGUUGUGCUUCAAACCAAAGAAUACAAAUAAAUAAUCUUUCCUAUUAAAUAUAUAACCGGCUAAUGCAGAAUUCUACACCGCAAGAAAACUUUGCUUUGUGCUUUCACUGCCUGAUUUGACUUUCUGAGUUUAUCACCAUAAUCUCGCAAGAUUCUUUUUCUAUUCUACUCUAUUCGAAGUAAAAAAUAUAUC
Syngnathoides biaculeatus (alligator pipefish) is the source of this 1344-nucleotide messenger RNA. RefSeq names its product membrane-spanning 4-domains, subfamily A, member 17A.17 (gene ms4a17a.17). Bases 270 to 1199 code for a protein of 309 amino acids. NCBI's taxonomy places the organism in Eukaryota, Metazoa, Chordata, Actinopteri, Syngnathiformes, Syngnathidae. The transcript is spliced from 9 exons. Gene Ontology annotation, cellular component: membrane. The record is from RefSeq and is a predicted model, not a curated record.